CAGGACGCCAGGGGGCGUCACACUGUCUCCUCGUGUAACUGCGACAGAGGUGAAAGGUUGUGAGUCUGACAGCGCCACAUGCAUGAUGUUGUGUUGUUGAUGCUGGACAUUUAAAAGCUUUUACCGCUUCAAGCUGUUUCUUCUCGGUGUUUUGCAGCCUCAGGCUCGGUGUGUUGUCAGUCUGUCCUGAGGUGAAAUGCGGAACUUGAAGCUGCUGAAGAGCCUACGGAGCUCGGAGCUGCAGGGUCCAGGCUCCCCACAGUGUUUCGCUGUGCGGGCUGACACCGGCUCGCUGCUGGUCGCUUCUCACUACUCCAUCACAGAGUACGACCCCCGAACUGGCCAGGUGGUCACCGAGGCCUCGCUGACAGCCGAGGGUUUCCUCCCGGAGGAUGGCAGCGGAGUGGUGGUCGGCCUCCAGGAUCUGGCUGAACUGGAGUCGGCAUGUUUGGCCACGGCUGGUGGCGACGUCGUCCUCUUCAACCUCAACACCAGCCAGUUGGAGUGCUUUGGCAGUGUGGACAGCGGCCUGACCUCCAUGAGUUGGAGUCCUGAUGAAGAGCUUGUUGUUCUCACUACUGGUCAGGAAACGAUUAUCAUGAUGACCAAAGACUUUGAGCCGAUCACUGAGGUCGGAAUCCACCAGGAUGACUUUGGUGAAGGGAAGUUCAUCACUGUGGGUUGGGGAAAAAAGGAGACUCAGUUCCACGGCUCAGAGGGGAAACAGGCAGCACAGAGGAAGGUCCAGGAGGUGCAGCCGGCCGCAGCCUGGGACGACCGCAGGCCGAGGGUGACGUGGCGAGGUGAUGGUCAGCUGUUUGCUGUCAGUGCCAUAUGUCUUCAGACCGGGGCCAGGAAGGUCCGCGUCUGGAACAGAGAGGGCGUCCUGCAGGCCACCAGCGAGCCCAUCAAUGGCCUGGAGCAGGCGCUCUGCUGGAAACCGUCAGGCAGCCUGAUAGCGAGCACCCAGCGUCAUCCCAACAAACACAGUGUGGUUUUCAUGGAGAAGAAUGGACUGCUGCAUGGAGACUUCACCCUCCCAUUCAGCAAAGACCAGUCCAAGGUGAAGGAUCUGCUGUGGAACAGUGACUCCACUAUUUUAGCAGUUUGGUUGGAGGACAUGUCUGCUGGAGAAGACAAACAAGUCAACACUUACAUCCAGCUGUGGAUGGUGGGCAACUACCACUGGUACCUGAAGCAGAGUCUGGACUUUGGCAGAGACUCUCAGAAGGCUCCGGCCUGUGUCUGCUGGGACCCUGAGCGCCCCUUAAGGCUCCACGUGAUGACCCGCAGCUGGACCAGCAUCACCUACGACUGGGGCUAUACCACUGAGAGGAGCCCCGGGCUGGACGCUGCCGACAACGCCAACGUGGCCGUGAUAGAUGGAGAUAAGAUCCUGGUGACGACCUUCAGACAGUGUGUGGUUCCUCCUCCCAUGUGUUCGUUUGAGCUGCAGCUGGCCUCACCUGUCAACCAGGUGACCUUCCUCUGCCAGCCUCAGAGGACCAAUCAGCUGGCAGCGUUGACGUCUGACGGACAGAUCUCAGUCUACAGCCAAGAUUCAGAAAAACAGGCCGACAAAACAGCAAAUGGGUUCCGCACUAUGUCUCGUCCCCUGGUCCUCCAGAAAUCCCUCAGAGUGACGGUUCUCCAGGAGGAGCCUCUGGCCCUGCGGCAGCUGCUGUGGCUGGAGGACGAGUUGUUUGUGGGCGUGAGCUGCGGUCUGCUACCGACCUCUUCCACCAUCCUGAUGCUCCGCCCAUCUCAAGAUGCUGACGACACACUCACCGUCAGGUCUGAGACGGAAGUGGACGGUGUUGUGGUCAGCAUGGUUCACUGCUCCCAGACUGGCACUGUGGCACUGCAGCUGGAGGAUGGACAGAUCAGGAAGCUGCUCUGGGACUGUCCUGAACCGUCUGUGGAGGAUUGGCGAGACUCCAGCGGAUGUAGCAUCAACUUCCCUGUCCUCUGCGUUCAGACAGCCCUCUGCAGCAUCAGUGGGGAGGAAUGUCUGCUGGGCCUGACGGACAGAUCCCACCUGUACGCUGGAGACACAGAGCUGGCCUCCAAUAUUUCCUCCUUUGCCGUCUGCAACGACUUCCUCCUCAUCACCACACACUCCCACACCUGCCGCUGCCUCCAGCUGAGCAUGCUCAGUGUCAAAGGGCUGCAGGUGGCUUUGGCCUCAGAUGGAGGUCAGAAUGAUGAGACUCUGCGGCGGGUAGAGAGAGGAUCCAGGAUCGUCACCGUGGUCCCACAAGACACUAGAGUGAUUCUACAGACAAGAUGUUGUCCUCACACCACCUGCAUUGUAAAUUCCAUACUAAGCACAAAUGGGCAAACGUUCUUUCUGCCCAUACUGACGGCUCAUGUGAAGAAGACGGUUCCAGAGCUGGAGAUCGCACUGCAGAGAGUCCACGAGCUUCGAGUGAACCCUCCUGAAGCUCCCGGUGCUGUAAGCGCUGAAGAGGCGUUGAAGUACCUCCUCUUCCUCGUUAACGUGAACGACCUGUACGAUCACUCUCUGGGAACGUACGACUUUGAUCUCGUGCUCAUGGUGGCCGAGAAAUCUCAGAAGGACCCCAAAGAGUACCUUCCCUUCUUAAACAUGCUGAAGAGCCUGGAGCCAAACUACCAGCGCUACACCAUCGACAAGCACCUGAAACGCUACAGGAAGGCCCUGCAUCACCUCAGCAAGUGUGGAGAGGAACAUUUCCUGGAAGCUCUGCAGCUCGUGAAGGAGCAGAAACUCUACAGUGAAGCUCUGCGACUGUACACCGCAGACAGUCCUCACUACAAGGCUCUGAGCUGUGCUUAUGCCCAGCACCUGGUGGAGCAGCAACAGGCGGAGCAGGCCGGCCUGUUGCUAUGGCGAUGCAGAGAACCAGCCGGCGCCCUUCAGGCGUUCGCUAGCAGCUCCAGCUGGAGAAACGCCAUCUGUGUGGCGCAGCAAAUCCCGCUACCGCCAGACCAGUUGGCUCUGCUGGCCAGAGACUUUCUAGAGAAGCUGACCGAACAGCGACGGUACUCAGAAGCUGCUCUGCUGUUGGACCAGUACGCCAAAGACUGUGAGGAAGCCAUCUUGGCUCUGAUCACUGGUGCAGUCUGGGAGGAGGCGCUUCGAUUGAUUUACAUGCACAACAGACAGGACAUCACUGAAACCAACCUCAAACCUGCGCUGUUGGAGGCUGUCAGCACCCAGACCGCCUUCCUGGAGGCUCAAGUAGCAACGUUCACACGGCACAGGGCCCGCCUGGCUGUGGUUCGAGAGCAGAAAGAGAAGGCCAGACUGGACAUGCUGGAUGAGGAUUGUCCAGACUGCCCUGAUGCCGAGCUGUACUCUGAAGCCAGCAGUGUGAUGACCGGCUCCAAAUACUCCCACAGUAACUCCCGCAUCUCCUCGAGAUCAUCAAAGAACCGCCGCAAAGCAGAGCGGAAGAAGCUGAGUCUGAAGGAAGGAAGCCCGAUGGAGGACAGAGCGCUGAUGUACGCUCUGGGCGAGAUCAUCACCACCGUGGACAAGAUGAGGGAGGAAGUGCACAACCUGCUGAAGGCCCUGGUGCUCUUCCAGUUUGACAAACAGGCGGAGAAGCUGCAGCUGGCCUACGAGGAGGCUCUGCAGACGAUGGAGGCGGCGGUUCCUGAGGUGUGGCCCGAAGGCCUGCAGAACAGUCAAGCUCCGCUCACGGGGCCAAACUCGACUGCAAACAGCAUCAUGGCUUCCUUCCAGCAGCAGCAGAGACCUGCAGCCUCACAGCAAGCUGCCGAGGUCCUGGCGCCACCCAAGAUGAGAAACGGGGUCAAGUGGAAGCUCACUGUUCUAACGUGAACUAGUUUAGUUUUUAGUUUUUUAACUGUAAAGUAAAAAUGGUAAUUAUGUAACAAAUAAAGAUUCAAUUAAUGUCUCCUCAAA
Molecule: messenger RNA, 3913 nt
Organism: Morone saxatilis (striped sea-bass)
Lineage: Eukaryota; Metazoa; Chordata; Actinopteri; Moronidae
Gene: elp1
Product: elongator complex protein 1
Exons: 33
Coding region: 197-3829 (1210 amino acids)
Biological process (GO): tRNA wobble base 5-methoxycarbonylmethyl-2-thiouridinylation
Cellular component (GO): cytosol; elongator holoenzyme complex
Molecular function (GO): tRNA binding; protein binding
Source: RefSeq, a predicted model, not a curated record